CCUUGUUUCACAAACGACACGCGCCAAAGAUGUAACUUGUUAAUAGUCAGGUUUAGGGAACUUAGGAGUACGGAAGCAGGUGAAUUUGGGAGCUGAGGAAGACAAUAAUGGACACAAGCAGUGACUGUUCAUCUGUUCUUAAAGAUGUUGUUGCCUACGUUGAUGUGUGGUCGUCAAACAAAACAGAAAACUAUUCGAAACCAUUCAUCCAGCAACUCCACGAAAUGGGAGCCCAGGUAUCAAAAACAUUCAAUAAACAAGUCACACAUGUUGUAUUUAACAACGGUCAUCAGGCCACAUGGACGAAAGCCAAGAAAACUGGUGUGAAGCUUGUCUCUGUCCUGUGGCUUGCCAGUUGUAAAGAUGACGGCGUACACGUGGAUGAAGAGUUGUAUCCGGCUGUAAAUGAUGAGCGCCAUCCUGAGCUUAAGAAAAGGACACAUCGUUGCAUGCAGCCAAGAGAUUCUCCAGACAAGACGCCUGAAAAUAAUAAGCGGAUGAGGAAGAAAUUAGACAAGUUGAUGAAAGACCUGCCACAAAAAACGUCUCUCAUCACUGAUGUGUCGCCAUACAUUAUUGAUGAAGAAAAUGGAAUAGUCUACAGCCCCAAACUGAAAAGGUCCGACACCAUGGCACAGCGUUUGAGAGAAAUGAAAGAGAAAAGGGAAAACCUGUCACCCACAGCCUCACAGAUGGUUGAAUCCUGUUCGUCACCUGGGCUGAAGCCCUCUCUUGGGAGCACACCAACUAUCUGCAAAUUAUUAUAUGAACAGUCAGAUGACGACGAUGACGUUGAUGUCGCUGCUUCACUGGCUGGUCAACUUGAUCACUCGUCUGAUAAAGAAGAAGAGGGAAAACAACAUAAUGAUAAUGACCAGUGUCACCGUGAAUCACAUCAAAGGGAAGACUCUGAGAAGCUGUGGCUGUCACCUCGCAGAGAUCUGUCUAAACAGAAACAUGUGACUCCUGCGGACUUUUCUGAUUUAGAUCACAAAGAAAAAGGGACUAAAAAACAAAGGUCAAGGAGGAGCUCAGUCAAAAAGCAGCAGCAAGCAAAACAUAACUCCAUAGAUUCCCCAGAAAAUGCUCAGCACAGCAAGAGCUUGGGCAAAAAUGUUUUCGACCAUAGUCAUCUUGAACCGUGUCACAGGAAAGACUCAGAAAAACCAUGGCUGUCGCCUUGCAAAGAUGUGUCGCAACAGAAAUCUGUAACUCCUUUGGCAUUAUGUGAUUCUGAUGUCAAACAAAAAGGGAUAAAAAAGAGCUCAAGGAGAAGCUCAGUCAAAAAGCAAACAGUAGGGGAGCAUAACUUCACGGAAAGUCCAGAGGAUUUUCAAAAGGACAAAGGCAAGAACUGCCACAUUAAAAAGGAACAAUCACAAAGAAAAGCUUAUAGCUGUGCUGUUGAAAGAAGUGAACAGUCCUCUAACAAACUUGAAAUGGGAAACCCAAAAACUAGAGUGGUGCAAUCUCUGACAGACAGUAAGACCCAGAGCUGUCCUGUGAUUUUGAUCUCUCCCUGGCUUUCAUCCCCAAGCACGUUAAGUAGUCCUGUAGUUGAUAAAGAACUGGCAAAAGGAAUUGCUUCUUCAUUGCCAAAAGCAGAUCACAAAGCACUCAAACGAGCUGGACCCUCAUUUUCUGCUUUGGUGAAAUCUUUCGCUACUCCCAACGAGUCAGUAAAUAUUGCCUCAAGUUCCUUUGACGAUGACGAUGAUGAUGUUUUUGAAGACUAUUUCUCACCGGCUAACCACCGCAAGACAAAACAAAGACCUCUUUUGCCCAGCCUGCCUUUAGAAACAGAGAUUCAGAUUCCUUUUGAAUUGGACUCCAUCACAGAGAAGAGAAAAGACAGAAAAUGUGAAAGCACAAGCCGUGAGACCAUUUGUAGAAACAAGAGGAAAAGGAGUUCCAGUCAUCAGUCUGGUAGUAUAAACAGUGAACCUCCAGAUCAUCAAUGCCAAGAUGUCCAAGAAUCUCCACAUGCCAAGGACAGUCUUGACAGUAACGUAGCUCACAGGACCAACAAAAGGAGUAGACGGAGGACACUGCCACUUUUGAGCCAUGGUGAAUUUACAGCUGAUGUGGCGAAGCGAGGAAAAACAUCUGUUCCCAUACAACCACCACAGUCGAGUCUGGAAGAGGCCAGUGCAGAGUUUGACUUUCUGAAAAAGUCAGAUGACAGUGUCCUUUCUCACACCAUAGAAAUUGUAGGUAGAGGAAGUGAACAAACAGCUGCAUCUGGUUUGACUGAGAAACCUGAAGGCGCACAGAAUCAGGCUGAGCAAGUGAGUUUGACUGCCAAGAAAAUGGACAACAAAAAGACUGUGAGAACACUGGUCAUGACAAGCAUGUCCACUGAGAAGCAGCACACCGUGGUUCAGGUGGUAAAAACGCUGGGUGGGUUUUCUAUUGAGGACCGGGUAUGUGAGAGCACAACUCACGUGGUGUCCGGGGGUCACCGGCGCACUCUCAACAUCCUAUUGGGCAUUGCUCGUGGCUGCUGGAUUCUGUCUUUCGAAUGGAUUCUGUGGUGUUUGGAGCAAAGACAGUGGAUUCCAGAGGAACCAUAUGAACUUUCUGACUAUUUCCCUGCAGCACCAAUUUGCCGGCUCCAGCAGCACCUGUCUGCCGGGGAACACCAGCAGGACUUGUUCCAAGAUCAGCCCGCCAUGUUUGUGUCCCAGCACUCCCAGCCACCCACGCAGAGUCUGGUGGAGCUCAUUCAGCUGUGUGGAGGAACAGUCUGCAAAACAGUCCGCCAGGCAGGCAUCUGCAUCGGUAAAUACAGCGGCAGAAGACCAGAGGGAAACAGGAUGCUGUCUGAGCAGUGGGUCCUUGACUGUAUCACACAUCUCAAGCAGCUGUCAUAUGAUAACUACGACCUGGAGUGAAAACCCUGCACAAUAUUACUUUGGACUGUGAAGAGUAAUUUUAUGAUGGACAGUUACUGGUGGGAUUAAAUAUCCUCAAUAUCUACCUUAAGUGUCUCUUUUUUGCAAGGUAAUCAACUUGCCACGUAAAAUUAUUAAGAGGCUUUGUAUGAAAUUUCGCAGAAGGCUGUGAAGAUAUAUAUUGAGUAACGCACAGGAUUAUCACACAUAACAUGUUCCUCCGUGAUUACAACGGGAGCCAUCGACUGGAUUGCCAACCCCUGGACAACGAUGUGAAUUAUAUGGGACUGUAGAAGACUUACACUGUUACACUGAUUUUGAAUGCAUAUGAUAUGUCAAUGUUUUUGUUCUCUGUUCCUGUAUUUGCAAUGACACCCAUACUGGCUACGGUUUUACAACGGGACACAAGGACUUUAACUGUGAUUUGCAGAUACCGACUGAGCCAUGUUAAAGUCUGUUCGACAUAAUGAAUUGUUAUUAUAGAGUUGUUUUGUUGUUGUUUUUAAUAAAUAUUUUUUACAAA
This is a messenger RNA of Myripristis murdjan (pinecone soldierfish), 3417 nucleotides long. It is a transcript of the gene mcph1, whose product is annotated as microcephalin 1. The transcript is spliced from 15 exons. Bases 108 to 2894 code for a protein of 928 amino acids. NCBI's taxonomy places the organism in Eukaryota, Metazoa, Chordata, Actinopteri, Holocentriformes, Holocentridae. Gene Ontology annotation, biological process: mitotic cell cycle. The record is from RefSeq and is a predicted model, not a curated record.